Messenger RNA from Zerene cesonia (dogface butterfly), 531 nucleotides. Its product is annotated as protein takeout-like. NCBI's taxonomy places the organism in Eukaryota, Metazoa, Arthropoda, Insecta, Lepidoptera, Pieridae. The record is from RefSeq and is a predicted model, not a curated record. The transcript has 4 exons. The coding region runs from base 1 to 480 and encodes 159 amino acids.
AUGACACCUAACGGUGUUAGAACAAAAACAAAAAUUAUCACAAGGCGUGAUGUUGAACAUAAGAAAUUGAUGGUAACAUUGCAGUGUUCUAUAGAUUUGAAUGGACACUACGAUAUGAAGGGACGUCUAUUGUUCCUUCCCAUUGAAGGCAACGGCAAACUAAUCGUGAAACUGAAAAAAGCCGUCGUCAAGGUAGCAGGUGAGCUAUCAGAGAUCACCAAGGAUGGCAAAAUUUACUGGAACAUCAAGAGCUGGGAUCACGCAUACAAACUUCAAGAGAAAUCAUCCGUAGUAUUUGAAAAUCUUUUUAAUGGAAACGCAGCUUUAUCUCAAGCCGCAGAACAAGUGAUUAAAGAUAAUGGCAAUGAGAUCAUCGACGAAGUUGGCCAGCCCGUGAUUAAGGCAAUCCUUACCAAAAUCGUGGACGCUGUUCAGCAAUUCUUCCACUCCGUACCCAAAGAAGAGCUGGCUGAUGAUUAAACUCCUAACGUUGGACUGUAAAAAUGGACUGUAACAACUGAACUGCUACAU